CUCAAGUAUAUUAUUUUCCUUCAUCGGACAUACCUAUAUACAUACCUAUCAGUAUUACCCAUUCGGUAAAACGUUAUAUAUAUUUACUUAUAUAGUUUACAUACCAUUUGGUUCAUUCAAAAUAAAUAUUAAUAAGAAAUGAAAUAUUGAUAAUUCACAAGGAUGUAGAACUAAAUAAACUCGGCUGCAAAGAGGGAUUACAUGCAAAACAUUAAAAUAAUAAAUAAAUAAACAUUGUGUACACGUCUUUCGGAGAUCUAUUAAAACAUUUCACUUCUAAAAACAUUAAUGGCGAAGUGUCAUUCCUUAACGGAGCUGUCUCGAAUAUGUGUUCCCUGGCUGUUUGAUUUAAAGUCACUGUUCCAUAUACUUAUAUUUGAUGUAAAGUGUGUGAUAUUAGUGAACAAAUUUAUAUGGAAAUGAAGAUCUAUAGGUUAUUUAAUGAAGGGAGUAGAGUAAAUCAGUUCAUUUGUGCUUUUUUAGUAAAUGUACCAGUAUUUGCAUAUGGCGCGAGCAUAGGAUGGAUGUCCCCGAUGACUCUGCUCUUGCAGUCAGAUAAGUCUCCCAGAGGGACGCCUCUUACUGAUUUAGAGGUCUCAACCAUGGCUGCAGUGGCUUAUCUAGUUUGCAUUCCAGGUGAUUUCAUGAUGGCGUUAUUAGGAGAUUGGAUUGGAAGAAAGAAAACCCUUAUGCUUAUAUCCGCAUCCUGUGUUGCAACUUGGGUGACGCUCUUGUUUUCUACCGAAGUGUGGGCGCUCGUCUUGGCCCGAGCUUUCGUGGGAAUCGCUAUGGCGGGUGCUUACGUCACUUGUCCAAUUUAUACGAAGGAAAUUAGUGACGACAGUAUACGAGGCGCUUUAGGUUGUCUUAUUGUUGUAUCGCACACGACAGGCAACCUGUUUCUUUAUAUCAUCGGUGAUAUUUUAAAGUAUAGGACAAUUCUCUGGAUAUGUCUUUUUAUACCAACCUGCCAUCUGGUUUUGUUUAUGAUGAUGCCGGAGACGCCUUCGUAUUUAGUUAAAAAAGGAAGAACUGAGGAAGCAGUCAGGGUGAUGGCUUGGUUGCGAUGUAAGAAAGUUACCGAUUCGUCCCUUACAACAGAACUUCAAUCAUUGCAAAAUGAACAGAAAAAUGACGAAGGAGCCAAUAAGUUUCUGUUAAAAGCAAUAUGCAAUGAUGUUGGGUGCUGUACAAGUAGCGGGCUCGGCGUUGGCCUCUAUUAUCGUCGAGAGGGCCGGAAGGAAGUUUAUACUUUUCACAACAUCCCUAAUCUCCGGGAUAAGUAUGUGUGUCCUUGCUUCUUGGUUCCUGGCCAAAGUCUACGAGCUGUAUUUGCCUAA
Pieris brassicae (large cabbage white) is the source of this 1340-nucleotide messenger RNA. RefSeq names its product solute carrier family 2, facilitated glucose transporter member 8-like. The transcript is spliced from 8 exons. The coding region runs from base 414 to 1340 and encodes 308 amino acids. Gene Ontology annotation, cellular component: membrane. Lineage: Eukaryota; Metazoa; Arthropoda; Insecta; Lepidoptera; Pieridae. The record is from RefSeq and is a predicted model, not a curated record. Gene Ontology annotation, biological process: transmembrane transport. Gene Ontology annotation, molecular function: transmembrane transporter activity.